Cloeon dipterum is the source of this 1830-nucleotide messenger RNA. Its product is annotated as multiple epidermal growth factor-like domains protein 6. Gene Ontology annotation, molecular function: scavenger receptor activity. The coding region runs from base 22 to 1719 and encodes 565 amino acids. The record is from RefSeq and is a predicted model, not a curated record. The transcript has 7 exons. Lineage: Eukaryota; Metazoa; Arthropoda; Insecta; Ephemeroptera; Baetidae.
GAGUUGUGCGCCGACUAGGAGAUGAGGCCUCUCCAAUCUAUUCUUUUGGCUUUCAUGUUUAUGUUUUCUACCUUCCGCAUCAACGCCGCCAGCACCAACCCUGGAUUUAUUUGCCCUUGCGUGAAUGGAAACUGCACAGAGGGAGAUGGAUCUUGCAAGUGUGAAAGAGGUUGGACUGGAGUAUAUUGCGAAAGAUCUGACGGAAUUUGUCCUGGUGGAUGCGGCUUGUACGGCUACUGCGACGUGGUGACCAAAAAAUGCAGUUGCAUUCAAGGAUAUUAUGGAGAAUAUUGCAACAAGGAAUGCCCUAAUAACUCUUUUGGAUCAAACUGCGCCUUCAAUUGCAGUUCGCAUUGCACUUUUCAAAGAAAAGGACCAAAUCAUCACUUCCAACGAUCAACGAGGUGCAAUAGAAUGACUGGAGAGUGCACUUGCGACGACUUGUUGCGACACUCUGCUAGCUACGACACAUGGAUUUCUUGUAAGGCAAAAUGUCGGCCUGGAGUUUUGGUAGAUGGAAAUUGCAAGAUACCUUGCCCGCCAGGCACAUUUGGGUACAAUUGCACACAAGAUUGCCCAUCUACUAUCGCAGGAUCGAAUAAAACAUGCGAUUCUGCGUCUGGGAGACCAAUUUGCAAGCCUGGCUACCAUGGAGUUUUUUGCACCAAGCAAUGUCCACCUGGGACGUUUGGAGUGAACUGCAGCGAGUGCAAAACUUGUAAAGUCGGACAGUGCAAUUUCAUCACAGGAGAAUGUCAGUGCCUUCCUGGUUGGACGGGAAAUUCAUGCUCGGAACUGUGUGGGAACGGUACCUUCGGUCAAAAUUGUAUGCGAACCUGUUCCUGCGUCAACGGAAGGUGCGACCCUGCCAGCGGAGACUGCAUCUGCUUCUCGGGCUUCUCUGGUCCCCAGUGCCGAGAACCAUGCACCCAGGGACGAUGGGGCCCGAGCUGCGUAUACGAGUGCGUGUGUCUAAACAGCGCCAAAUGCAACGCGAAGGACGGGAAAUGCAGCUGUGAGAGAGGAUACACUGGAGACCGGUGCGAGCAGCCUUGUUCACCGGGACAAUUUGGUGCCAACUGCAGCGAGGAGUGUUCGUGCAAAAAUGGCGCCGAGUGCGACGCAGAGAACGGAGCGUGCCUGUGCCUGGCCGGCUGGCAGGGCGACGACUGCUCUGAAGUUUGUCCCGCGGGCUCUUUCGGGCCCAACUGUGCGCUGGCGUGUCCGUGUGAGAACGGGGCUUCGUGCGGCCCCAUGGACGGCGUUUGUAACUGCACAGCCGGCUUCCGCGGACAAAUCUGCGAGGAGCCAUGCGCCGAUGGCACCUGGGGAGCCAACUGCGAAAACAAAUGCGGCUCCGAAUGCAGUGGUAGUUGCUCUGUCAUAGACGGACGAUGCAUCUGCCCAGAAGGAUUAGAGGACAGCAAGGGUUGCAACAACGUCUUCGAGUGUAGCGGUGCUUCGUGUGAAUUAAAAGCAGACAGUGUCAUCUCCUCCACUCACAUCGUGUCAAGUGUGGUUGCAGUGCUACUCUGUUUGCUUUUGACGACAGCUGCGAUUUUCACGUACAAAGUUCUGGUGCUGAAUCCAAGGAAUAUACCAACAACGACCGAAAGUGCCAUUGUUCACGCUUAUAAUGUUUUGUCUCCGAAUGAAAUUGACUACAUUUUAGGAGUGCCAGAUACCAAUAAUCUGGAAGAUAGUUCAAAUACUACUUAAAUAAUAUUUAAUUGGAUACAAUUUUAAUAAAUAGAUUUGAUAAAAACAUACGAACGGAUAUGCACGAGUACGCAAUAAACUUUUUAGUGAAAAGUAGCUGUUUUAGGUGAA